Molecule: messenger RNA, 2334 nt
Organism: Sitophilus oryzae (rice weevil)
Lineage: Eukaryota; Metazoa; Arthropoda; Insecta; Coleoptera; Curculionidae
Product: ubiquitin-like-conjugating enzyme ATG10
Exons: 6
Coding region: 333-836 (167 amino acids)
Biological process (GO): protein modification by small protein conjugation; protein lipidation; macroautophagy
Cellular component (GO): intracellular anatomical structure
Molecular function (GO): Atg12 transferase activity
Source: RefSeq, a predicted model, not a curated record
UAGUUACAAGCAAGUUCCGACGACGGUGUUGCACAGCGUUGCACAACAAACUGAAACUUUUCCUAUCCCAUAUUUUCGUUCGUUCAAAGAGAUUUUUCAUUUGUUCCAGUUAGGACAGGAGUGUGCGGCAAAAAGUUAACCUAAUUUAAUUUAAAUCCCGAUAAAUCCGGUGCGGUAUCUAUUUCGCGGCCUCGACUCGUCAAUUGGUGGAAUUAUCUGAACAGGACCGGCUUUAAUAGAUUUUAUACUACGAUCAUCAGGAGUAACAGAACAUCAUUUGAUAUAGAACAAGAAAUAUUAUCAGAAAGCUAGAAUUCUUAGAUCAAAUCAGCAUGGACACUGGAUUUUCCUAUGACAAUUUUGAAAAGUGUAUAACAGAAAUUGUCAACGUUUCCAACAAACUUUUAGAUGGUUGGAAAAUCGAAUCUAAACAAGACUGUGACGCGAAAUUUAUGACGAAGAAACAUUCCACCUAUUUAGACGGACUUGACGGCUCCAAAACAUUGGUUACAUUCGAGUAUCAUGUAGCUUAUAGUCUUAGUUAUGGAGUUCCAGUGUUGUGCUUCAAUAUUUGGAGACAAGAUGGAACGAUGUUAACAAUAGAAGAAUAUUGGUCACUGAACCAAAGCUUGAAGGACUCUAACAUGCACGAUACUCUGACACAGAUGGACCACCCGGUUUUGUGCAGGCCAUUUUUGACCCUCCACCCUUGCAAAACUUCCGAAUUCUUCCAACCCUUUUUAGAAAACAGCAAAAAUCCAGUGGUGUCGUGGCUGAGCGUCGUGGGUAGUUUCGUGCAUUUACAACUUUUAGAAGACUAUAUAAAGUGUUGUUGAUUUAGGGUUUGAGAAAGAUAAGGCCCAACAAAAGCAUUUCCUCUUUAUAUUUAUUUAGGGUGCUCCCUAACAACAGGUUUCAUUUAAAAGGCUGCGUAUUUAUAGAUUUCUAAGGAUAAAUAUGUAAACUUUCCACUUAUAAACAUAAAUUAUUUGUUUCUGCUUCAUUUAGACCCUCGAAAUUAGUAGUUUCAAUUAUAUAUCUUUAUACUUAUGAGUUUACGAUCAUUCACAAUGUUUAAAAAAUACAAUUAAGUUUAAUAAAUCCUAGCAACAGCUGGCUGUAGUCAGUGGCAUCCAUAGAAAAAGCUUAAUAAUUAGCUACAAAACAAUAAACUUUUGAUUUCUAACGAUAAUUUCUUUUUACGGAUGGUAAUCAAAAGUAUUCAAAAGCUAAAAUGACAUUACUCGGAAAUUUUGAAGCAAAAUUAGUGGAUAAAUUAAAAAGUUUGAUAACGGCAUUCACAGGCAAGAGUUUUCUACCAGCGGCUCUUUCUCAAUAGAAAUAAUGUAUAAGCUUAGCGAGUUCUUGUUCAAAGGCUAAAAUGACAUUACUCGGAAAUUUUGAAGCAAAAUUAGUGGAUAAAGUUAAAAGUUUAUUAACGGCAUUCACAGGCAAGAGUUUUCUACCAGCGGCUCUUUCUCAAUAGAAAUAAUGUAUAAGCUUAGCGAGUUCUUGUUCAAAGGCUAAAAUGACAUUACUCGGAAAUUUUGAAGCAAAAUUAGUGGAUAAAGUUAAAAGUUUGUUAACGGCAUUCACAGGCAAGAGUUUUCUACCAGCGGCUCUUUCUCAAUAGAAAUAAUGUAUAGGCUUAGCGAGUUCUUGUUCAAAGGCUAAAAUGACAUUACUCGGAAAUUUUGAAGCAAAAUUAGUGGAUAAAUUAAAAAGUUUGAUAACGGCAUUCACAGGCAAGAGUUUUCUACCAGCGGCUCUUUCUCAAUAGAAAUAAUCUAUAAGCUUAGCGAGUUCUUGUUCAAAGGCUAAAAUGACAUUACUCGGAAAUUUUUUGAAGCAAAAUUAGUGGAUAAAGUUAAAAGUUUGUUAACGGCAUUCACAGGCAAGAGUUUUCUACCAGCGGCUCUUUCUCAAUAGAAAUAAUGUAUAAGCUUAGCGAGUUCUUGUUCAAAGGCUAAAAUGACAUUACUGGGAAAUUUUGAAGCAAAAUUAGUGGAUAAAGUUAAAAUUUUGUUAACGGCAUUCACAGGCAAGAGUUUCCUACCAGCGGCUCUUUCUCAAUAGGAAUAAUGUAUAAGCUUAGCGAGUUCUUGUUCAAAGGCUAAAAUGACACUACUCGGAAAUUUUGAAGCAAAAUUAGUGGAUAAGGUUAAAAGUUUGUUAACUUUUUCUACUAGUUGAAAAUUACUACCACUAACUUUGGCGUUCAGAAUGCUUACAUUGAAAUUAAAGGAACAAGCUUCUACGUUAAUUGAACCCAAAAAAAUUAUUCUACUAAUUUCGAGGUUCCAAAUGAACCUUAAAGAUUCAUUCAGAACCUCG